This is a messenger RNA of Ilyonectria robusta, 903 nucleotides long. RefSeq lists its product as uncharacterized. Lineage: Eukaryota; Fungi; Ascomycota; Sordariomycetes; Hypocreales; Nectriaceae. The record is from RefSeq and is a predicted model, not a curated record. The coding region runs from base 1 to 903 and encodes 300 amino acids. The transcript has 2 exons.
AUGGCCCUGACACCGCCCUUCGCUUUAGAGCAUCAGCUAACGCGGGAGCUAGACGAGCCAGCCCGGCACGUGCCGGGACACCCCCACGUGCCUCUGGAGGACCGAAGCAAGGUAUGGGACUUGCUAGCCAGAGAAAUCUGCUCGGACGAUUUAGACCGGGACAGUGGAAACAUAUCGCCUCUCUACUGGCAGUUGGUAAAACGGCGCACCAUCGUCGUGACGGAAGACCCGAAGCUCCACCUGGUGUGGAUCUACGAUUGCAUCUUUAUUAAGCCGCUCCCGCAGUAUAUCACGUCAUAUAUAUUCUGGAGGGACUAUCUCUGCACAGAGGCCGGCAGCGGAGGACUUGAACGUAUUCGACGAGCGGCGCUGGGCUACCUGCGGACGUACUACCAUCUUAUAAAGCACGAGUCCGACUUGCGCAUCGCCCAGGACCCCAGCCUGUGCCUCGUCCCGCCGGAUAUCACCUGGGAGCAGUUCUGCGACUUCACGUCGAGCCUGGGGGACAUCGCAGACCGAGACGUCUCCCUACGCUACGCCUACGGCGAGAUCCGCCUGACGCAGCUCAACUUAUACGCUCCGCUCCUCCUCGGCAAGUCGCACUUCCAGAAGGUCGAGCACCAGUACGGGACGUAUUUUGCGCGCUUCUACGGGCCGAUCCUGUUCGUAAUCGGGAUCACGUCGGUGGUUCUGAGCGGACUGCAGGUCGUCGUGUCGGUCGGGGAAGAUAGCGGGGGCGGUUGGACGGGGGCGGCGCUCUGGGUCGGCGUCACGGCGAUCGUGACAUCCUGCAUCCUGCUCUUCAUUUUAGGCCUCCUCCUGGUGUACAAGGUAACGAAGGAGUGGAAGUUUGCAAUCCGCGACCGCCUCCGGUUGUUGGAGGAGAAGCGGGCGGCGGAAUGA